Alosa alosa (allis shad) is the source of this 2379-nucleotide messenger RNA. RefSeq names its product regulation of nuclear pre-mRNA domain-containing protein 1A-like. Gene Ontology annotation, biological process: mRNA 3'-end processing. The record is from RefSeq and is a predicted model, not a curated record. Gene Ontology annotation, cellular component: RNA polymerase II, holoenzyme. The transcript is spliced from 7 exons. The coding region runs from base 441 to 1376 and encodes 311 amino acids. Gene Ontology annotation, molecular function: RNA polymerase II complex binding. Lineage: Eukaryota; Metazoa; Chordata; Actinopteri; Clupeiformes; Clupeidae.
GUGAUUUGGAUUGCAUUAUCAGUGCAACGAGGGCUUUCUCUGGUGUGCAUAAACCUGCUCACCUUUCAAAAUAGAACGCGGAAGUCGAACGUUUGUACCUCCAAAGCAAAGAUUCUAGAACAACUCCGCUCUAGAAUCUUUGUUCCAAAGUCUGCCUUCACCUUCCACCAUCUCUCAAUCAGGCUCGCGUUCAUUGUAAGCCAAUGGAAACACGGGGCAUGCGAAGAAGAGGAAGGUUGCCAGCCUUUACAACUGAUCUGUAAACAAGAGGGGGAGCUGGACUCGGACUGCUGAGCACUUAGCGCAGCUAACAAGCUAGAAGCUAGAUAGCUAGCAUUUCUUCUGUGUUUUGUACAAAAUUUAGGUGGGAUUAGUAGGACUCCACUGUAAGCAGGAAGACAAAUUCUUCCCGCAGAAGCUGUUCUGUUACACACAACAAAAUGUCGGUGUUUUCAGAAGCGGCUUUGGAGAAGAAACUGUCCGAGCUCAGCAACUCCCAGCAGAGCGUUCAGACGCUGUCUCUAUGGUUAAUCCACCACAGAAAACACUCGAAAGCUAUCGUCAGUGUUUGGUAUAACGAACUCAAAAAAGCCCAGGUCCCUCGUAAGCUCACCUUUAUCUAUCUGGCCAAUGACGUGAUCCAGAACAGCAAGAGGAAGGGACCGGAGUUCACGCAGGACUUUGCUCCUGUCAUUGUGGACGCCUUCAAGCAUGUCUCCGGCGAGGGAGAAGAGAGCUUCAAGAAGCAGUUGGCUCGGGUACUGUCUAUCUGGCAAGAGAGAGCGGUCUAUGACAACAACUUACUGGACCAGCUUUCCCAGGUGUUGUUCGGAGAGAAGAAGGCCAAGAAGCGUCCCUACGAGGAGAUCAAAGCAACAAGCGAGGAUUUCGCCAGCCAAAGCUCCCCAGGAGAGCCCCCUCAGACAGCCGAUCUGAUCCGAGCGCUGCAGGAGCUGGAGAACGCCGCCUCCAGUGAUUCCGCCCUGCGCCAGAGAAUCUCCUCUCUGCCGGCCGAGGUGCAGGACACCUCGCUACUGCACCGCAUCACAGAUAAGGAGUCUGGCGAGCGGUUGGCGCGGGCAGUGGAGGAGGCCUGCAUGAUGCUGGCGGACUACAGUGGGCGUCUGGCGGCCGAGAUCGACGACCGGCGGCAGCUGACGCGCACGCUGGCCCUCUACCUGCAGAGCCAGAAGGAGGGCCUGUCCCACAACGAACAGAAACUAGAAGAAUAUAAACGAAAGCUGGCGCGGGUAUCUCAGGUUCGGAAGGAGCUUCGCUCACGUCUCAACAGCCUGCCCGACCUGUCGCUUCUUCCCAGUGUAACAGGAACACCUGUCCAGCUGCCGGCCGCCGACCUGUACGACCCCGCUAACUGACCAUCCUGAUGGACACAGUUCUUUGCCCAGUUGCCAUCCGCCACUCGUCCUUGACCCCUCCUCUUCCUCAUCCUCCUCUUCCUCCUCCUCCUCCCCUGUGUGGUGCAGCUAACUCCCAGCUUCGUCUUUUGAUCUCCCUCCCUCUGACACGCUCUCUCCAUCUCUCAUGCACUACUUCAUGAGUCUCUCUCUUUCACUCCCUCUUUCUCCCCCUCCACUGCUCUCCCUCCCUCUCUCUUUCUCAUGCCUUACACAUGAGAGGACCCUGCCUCCCUCCUUGUGUCACAGUAGCCAGCUAAAGGAUCAACUGCUGUGUCCAGCUACGCUGCCUCAGUAGUGCACUAGUUCUCGGGCCCUUGUCCACAGAAAGGAGAAGCUAUUUCAAACGGACACGGAAGAUGAGCGUAUACUCCCAAAACUCACUCCAAAGCAGACAGCUGGUCUCACCCCCAGUGAAAUCCACUGACAACCCCCUCGUCCAGUCAUCAAGCCUGCUACUUCAGGAUGUGGGCAGGGACCUCUCUCUCGGGAGUUAUUUUUGUAUUUAAAAAGGGUUUGGAAUGUUCUAGAUUGGAAGAGUGAGAGAGAGAGAGUAGUUGCAUCCAAACAUGCUCACUCCAUACAACACCCAGUGUGGUGCAGACAGCAGUAUUUUAAUUGUGUCACUUUGUUUUGGUGGGAGGGCCGAUAAUGUUAGCCGAUAACAAUUUUUAAUUUUAAUAGUUUUUCUAACAGUCAUUGGAUAUUCAAGGUUUUCCCAGUCGUGAAGCAUUGACACCCUCUGCUUAGUUUGCUUCAAAUCAUGUUAAAAAAAGAAAGCAGCCCAGGAGCUGAAUUGUAUAGUUUGUCGGAAACUAAAUUGUUUUGCCUCUACAACAGAGUUUGACAGCCAGUACUGAUCAUUGUGUAUUCGUCAUUCCAAAGGGCACCUGUAGGUUCUAGGCUACAUUUGUCUGUACAGUAGCUGUGCAAACAAUAGGUGUGUGUGUGUGUGUGUGUGUGU